Molecule: messenger RNA, 2717 nt
Organism: Dama dama (fallow deer)
Lineage: Eukaryota; Metazoa; Chordata; Mammalia; Artiodactyla; Cervidae
Gene: POP4
Product: POP4 homolog, ribonuclease P/MRP subunit
Exons: 7
Coding region: 247-912 (221 amino acids)
Biological process (GO): tRNA 5'-leader removal; rRNA processing
Cellular component (GO): ribonuclease MRP complex; ribonuclease P complex
Molecular function (GO): ribonuclease P RNA binding
Source: RefSeq, a predicted model, not a curated record
CGCGCGUCGGUGACGUCACGGGUGCGCCACCCCCUGAGCCAGGACCCGAGACUCCAGCCCCGAGAAGCAGGUCGUCGGUCUGUCAGCCUGCUUACCGCGUGACUUCGGGCACAAGGAAUGUCUGCGCCACAAACUUGGACGAGAGAGGCUCUCAUGGUUGAGGGCUGCUGAAGAAAGUAGAGGCGGAUAAAGAGUGAGCGACGCCUGAAGGAGACGUCAGUAGAGCGCACCGGAAGCGGUCCGAGAAUGACGAGUGCGGUCUACCAUGCCUUUUCUCAGAAGGAGGCAAAAGAGUUCGACGUUCAGCAGCACAUGGGAGCCCAGCGGGCCGAGGCCUUCGUGAAGGCCUUCCUGAGGCGCAGCAUGCCCCGCAUGAGCCAGCAAGCCCUAGAGGACCACCUGCAACGCAAGGCCGUUGUCCUGGAGUACUUCACUCACCGGAAGCAAAAGGAAAAGAGAAAGAAAUCUAAAGGCCUUUCUGCCAAGCAGAGGAGGGAGCUGCGGCUCUUUGACAUUAAGCCAGAGCAGCAGAGAUACAGUCUUUUUCUCCCUCUACAUGAACUCUGGAAGCAGUACAUCCGGGAUCUAUGCAACGGCCUCAAACCAGACACGCAGCCACAGAUGAUUCAGGCCAAGCUUCUAAAGGCAGAUCUUCACGGCGCUAUUGUUUCAGUUACAAAAUCCAAGUGCCCCUCCUAUGUGGGUGUUACAGGGAUCCUUCUACAAGAAACAAAGCACAUUUUCAAAAUUAUCACUAAAGAAGACCGCCUGAAAGUUAUCCCCAAGCAAAACUGUGUGUUCACCGUGGAGAUCGAUGGCUUUAUUUCCUACAUUUAUGGUAGCAAAUUCCAGCUGCGGUCAAGUGAGCGGUCUGCAAAAAAGUUCAAAGCCAAGGGAACAAUUGACCUGUGAGCUGUUACUGCCUAAGGGGAUUAUUUAUGCCAGCCAAAGCCUGGAAACAUCCACCUUUCAGGGAAGAGAUGGUCAGGCCAGUUCUGGUUAUAGACCAUUUCCAGCCAGUUUAAAUCAGCGUUAAGGACACUUAGUCAUCUGGGGAGAAGCACACUGUACUGAGCACAGAAUUCAGGGACCAGAGGGGUGUGUCUUUACAGAUGCUCUCGUUUUUCUGUUACUCCCAUGGAGAGAAAAGAUUGGCAGAAAGCACCAGGAGUGACACAGGUUGACCCAAAUAGUUUGUUUGGUUUUUCUUUUUCAUACUUUUCUGUUUUCAGAAUGUUGUUUGAUGAGUCAGUAGUCUGUGUAAUAAAGCAUGCGUGUGGGCGUGAACAGGCCACAGGAGCGAUUCCUGCAGUGCAGCCAGGACGAGGGAGAGAGGCCUGAGGCCGUCCCUGGCUCCUGCCUUUACUUCUGCGCUCGGUGCCGUGAGGCGCUGAGUCUCACUAGCUAGUGGUGACCUGCAUCUUUGAUGGGUCACUUUAAAUCAGGCCUUCUGUCAAGCUCUUUGACCUAACCAAGGUUCACUUUGCUGUUUCUAGAAAGCAGAAGAAAGUUCCAGUACAGGGAGCUUAAGCCUAUGGAGUGUUCUCAGUUCCUGAGUCUGUCAGGCUCCAGAGGAAGGUGGACUGAAGGGAAAACAAGACUACAGCCUUUCCCAAGGUCUGACCUGCUAGGAAAGCCUGAGUCCCCAACAGUGCCACCUUAGUUGACUCUUAGUUCCAUUUUUGCUGCCAAAAAGCAUGGCUCUCCAGUCUGACCCUGGCCCUGUGGGCAGUGUGCCCAUGGGCCAGUAGGUGGGGCCCUUCUACGCAGGCCUGAGUACAAACCAGCCGAAUGAGAACAGGGUGGAGACCAGCCUUCCAGGUGUGCUAUUGAAAAAGCCAUGUGGCUUAGGAGACCCUAUCACCCCUUUCCUUUGAGAAGCAGGUGUUUGCCAGUCAACAAGGUGAAGGCAGAAGCAUUCCUGAUGACAAGCUGGUGGCAAAUUCACAUGCUUUUUUCUUCCACACCAAGAGAAGCAGCAAUGCCAGAGCUUUGCUUUCUUAGCAUUUCCCACUCAGACUCCACGCGGGACAAGAAGCACGAUAAGGGGAGUGUAAACACUGAUUUCACAUCAACUGGAGAACAACGAGAAGGCCUAGCUGUGCCUCCUGAAAGCUGAGCCCGCCGAGAGUCUCCCACGGACAUACAUGCCUGGCAGCUCGACCCCGCUUCCAUCUGUGUGUGGUGUCCCCCACUUAGCAGGAGGGUCUGAGUCCCCUGGGGUGUUCUCCGCAGCCCAGCCGCCAUUGCCUGUGGUUUGGAGCCCAAGUCCCAGCACCACCUCAGACAGGGCAUCCUGACCCAGUGGCAGCCGUUGGGUGUGGCCACAGGGACACUCAGAGUCAGAGCACUGGCUUGCUUGGGUUCUCGCCACCUGAGAGAGCUCGAGCUGGGAUUUGAACCCUAUAGUUUAGCUCCAGAGCCACGUUCUUUAGAAUGGGAAGAUACUUCGAGAGUGCAUCCUUUAUUACUUGGGUUCCCGCUUCCUGAGGGAAUCUCUUGUCUUUCCCAUAGUACGGCUUCUGUUCUUUCGGCUGUCUGAAAGUGCCACACUGGUAACAGCGUAGGUGCUAUCACUUCCUAAAGCCCACUGCUCUUACACACCCCUCUGCAGUGUAAAAGGCAGCCAAUGUUGUGUAAAUAUACAGUUGCUUUCCAGAAAAGUUGUUGGAACCAAUUGCCAUGUGAAAUCUGUUUUUCACUUGGCGCAGACUCAA